AUGGGUACUCAUAAAACACGAACAACUUCUUACCACCCACAAUCUGAUGGAAUGGUAGAACGAUUUAAUCAGACAUUGGAGAGGUACCUAGCAAAAGUUGUGAAAAAACGUCAACGAGACUGGGACAGCCACAUACAACCGUUUUUGUUGUCAUAUCGAAGCGCUGUUCAGGAAAGUACAUCAGUGACACCAGCUUUCGCAAACUUUGGGAGAGAAUUACGGCUGCCUGCAGACCUGAUCACCGGAAUACCACCUGAUGCUCCACGCAGUAUAACCGAUUAUGCAAAUGACUUGCGGAACAAAAUGAAUGACAUUUAUGAGCACGUCAGGUAUGACCGUAAAAUGAACAACAAAGGGUUUGACGAAAGUUCACUAGUGUGGUUACACAAUCCAGUUCGCAGCAAAUCUCCUAAGCUUCAAGCUAAAUGGGACGGACCGUACCGGAUUGUGACAAGGAUCAAUGACGUAACCUACCGGAUACAGAAAGGUGUCAGAGGUACUCCUAAGAUUGUCCAUGUGGAUCGACUGGCGCGUUAUUAUGGGGCCAAUAAUGCUCGGGACGAGCAUAUCUUAGGAGGGGGCAGUGUUACGCGCCACUAUUAA
This is a messenger RNA of Parnassius mnemosyne (clouded apollo), 603 nucleotides long. Lineage: Eukaryota; Metazoa; Arthropoda; Insecta; Lepidoptera; Papilionidae. The record is from the annotation of a GenBank genome assembly.